Molecule: messenger RNA, 1419 nt
Organism: Grosmannia clavigera kw1407
Lineage: Eukaryota; Fungi; Ascomycota; Sordariomycetes; Ophiostomatales; Ophiostomataceae
Product: protein-vacuolar targeting protein
Exons: 3
Coding region: 1-1419 (472 amino acids)
Biological process (GO): protein lipidation; autophagy of mitochondrion; nucleophagy
Cellular component (GO): extrinsic component of membrane; cytosol; fungal-type vacuole membrane
Molecular function (GO): protein binding; phosphatidylinositol-3,5-bisphosphate binding; phosphatidylinositol-3-phosphate binding
Source: RefSeq, a predicted model, not a curated record
AUGGCCAAUCAGGCGCUCAACUUUGUGACCUUCAACCAAGACCACAGCUGUCUGGCUGUCGGUACAUCCAAGGGCUUCCGCAUAUACCACACCGACCCCUUCUCCAAGAUAUUCAGUAGCGAUGAUGGAAGCGUGUCGAUCAUUGAGAUGCUCUUCUCAACGUCGCUUGUGGCCAUGGUCCUAUCUCCCAGACAUUUGGUGAUCCAAAACACAAAGAGAGCCUCUGUUAUCUGCGAGCUCACUUUCCCCUCGGCUGUGCUCGCAGUCCGCCUCAACCGAAAGCGCCUUGCUGUCGUGCUCGAAGACGAGAUCUACCUAUACGACAUCGCCAACAUGAGUCUUCUCUACACCAUAGCCACGUCGCCAAAUCCGGGCGCCAUCUGCAGUCUCUCACCGUCUUCCGAAAACUGCUACAUCGCUUAUCCCCUCCCGAAGCCCCGCGAGGACCGCGACGAGAAACGCCCUUCACAUGCGCCGCCACUGUCAGCUUACGUUGCGCCUACAUCAGGUGACGUCCUCAUCUUUGACACGCAUUCUCUAAAGGCCGUCAACGUCAUUGAGGCCCAUCGGUCGCCCUUGAGCUGUAUCGCCAUAAACAGUGAUGGCACAAUGUUAGCCACCGCAUCCGAGACCGGCACCAUCAUCCGCGUGUUCAGCGUCCCUAGCGGACAGAAGCUCUACCAGUUCCGCCGAGGCACAUAUCCCUCGACCAUAUACAGCAUGUCUUUCAAUACAAGCUCGACGCUUCUGUCUGUCUCCUCAGCGUCUGAUACCGUGCACAUCUUCCGGCUGGGCGGCCCCCAAGGACCGCAGUCGGCUGGCGGAUCGGCCUCGGCUGGCGGAGCCGUCGAUGCUGGCUCACCGCGACAAGACCGUUGGACCCGGUCUCGCAGCCAUGACAGUCUAAACGACUCUGUCGGAAGUGCGGCCGGCUCACCGCGCAGCGAUGCCGCGGAUCCGACGCCUGGCUCUAGCCGGGAUGGCGGUUUGGCCGUACAGAGGAGGCAGAGCGGCUCCUUUGGCAGCAUCCUGAGGAGGUCAUCUCAGAUCAUGGGCCGGAGUGUGGCCGGCGUCAUGGGGUCCUACCUACCACAAACAGUAACGGAGAUUUGGGAGCCACUGCGCGAUUUUGCUUACAUCAAAAUCCCAAAGGCUGGGUCCAACACGGCGCCCAAAACCGGUGCUUCCAGCUCUCCGACCAGUAACGCCUUGAAUGCCGGGUCCGGCUACUCUGGAGGGCCAGUUAGAAGUGUCGUAGCGAUGAGCAGCAACAGUCCUCAAGUCAUGGUUGUCACUAGUGAUGGCGCCUUUAGUGUUUUCAACAUCGAUUUGGCACACGGCGGGGAGGGCUUCCUUAUCAAGCAGUUCUCGAUUCUUGAUGUCGAUGAAAGGCUAGAUGCAUCUUCGUACGGGGCUUGA